Messenger RNA from Plectropomus leopardus (leopard coralgrouper), 4661 nucleotides. RefSeq names its product protocadherin 2 alpha 39 (gene pcdh2a39). Lineage: Eukaryota; Metazoa; Chordata; Actinopteri; Perciformes; Serranidae. Gene Ontology annotation, biological process: homophilic cell-cell adhesion. Gene Ontology annotation, cellular component: plasma membrane. Gene Ontology annotation, molecular function: calcium ion binding. The record is from RefSeq and is a predicted model, not a curated record.
GAUUGUGUCGAAAUCUCGUCCCCGAAAUCAGUGUGUGCAGAGGACACUGGCCGCUUCAUGCGCGGCGUCCAGAUUUUCAGAUAGAUUUUUUUAAAAGCGUGUGUUUCGUGUUUUUAUUUUUAUUAGAUGGUCGAUCUUUUUUUUCGGAGGUGCUGAAAUGCAGCCAGCAUCGUUUGAGCGAGUGCCUCCCCCUCCCCUUUUGCCCACAGACACCAUCGCAGGGAGAGAGAGGGAGGGAGAGAGAGCAAUAGGCAGCAUCAGUGAAAGGAGUCAGCCUUGCUUGUAGGAUAGAGAAUUUUAAAAACAGCACGGACAAAGGAAAACAUGGAUGCACAGGGGAAAUUUCCCAUCAGACAGGCACCAGAGAGGAUGCGGUGGUCGUCCUGCACAUAGUCGGAGUUAUGUACGGACUAUUCCCUCGUUUUUAAUGAGGCGGGUGGGCACGCACAGCAAGCUGAAAAGGCGGAAAGAUUUCUCCAACCCGUCUGCAAAUUCUGCCUGCGAUGGCUGUGACGGCGCGAUGCUGUUACAGUGUAAAUGAGAACGUGCCUUUUUCUUUAUAUUUGGUUAUUUUCGUACUCAGUGGCCUUACUAAUGCACAGAUAAGUUACUCCAUCCCGGAGGAGCUGGAGAACGGGGCACAGGUCGGUGACAUUGUCCUGGAUUUGGGUCUGGACCUGAGGAAACUUUCCACGCGACGAAUCAGGAUCACAUCUGACAGCGGACGGAGAUAUUUCACCAUCAAUCACAAAACCGGGAAGCUGGUGGUGAGUGACCGCAUUGACCGAGAGACAAUUUGUGAAUUCAGUGGCACCUGUUCGCGCAACCUGGAGGUGGUGUUGGAGAAUCCAUUGGAGGUGCACAACGUGGAGGUGAAGAUUUUGGACGUGAACGACAACGCGCCACAAUUCCCCCGAGAUGAAUAUCAGCUCGAGGUGUCGGAGUCCGCGCUCACUGGGUCGCGCUUCCACAUCGAGGGAGCUCAGGAUGCAGAUGAUGGAUCCAACUCUGUGAAGCAGUACCGCCUCAGCCCAAACGACCACCUAACCCUGGACUCCAUUAAGCCCUUUUCCAAUAAUAAGCACAUUGAGUUUAUUCUCAAAAAGCCCUUUGACCGCGAGCAGAUGCCCUCCCAUCAGCUCAUCCUGACAGCGAUGGAUGGAGGCACCCCACAGCGAACUGGCACGGCCAAAAUCAAUGUGCGUAUCCUUGAUGCCAAUGACAAUGUACCUGCGUUUGACAGCUCUGUGUACAAAGUAAAACUGUCUGAAAACUCUCCAAAGGGCGCACUUGUGAUCAAGUUAAACGCAACAGACCCUGACGAGGGCUCGAAUGGAGAGGUGUUUUACUCCUUCAGUAGUUACACUCCAGAAAGAGUCAGACAGAUGUUUUCCAUGGAUACAGAAACAGGGGAAAUUAGAGUGAAAAACAAUAUAGACUAUGAGGAGACAAACUCUUAUGAAAUGUACAUACAGGCCAUGGACAAGGGCCCAGCUCCUGUGGCAGUGCAUUGCAAAGUAGUUGUAGAAGUUUUGGAUGUCAAUGACAACAUUCCUGAGAUUGUACUAUCUUCGCUCUCAAGCCCUGUCCGUGAGGACGCACGGGCUGACACGGUUGUAGCAUUGAUCAGUGUGAAUGACCGUGACUCUGGACCAAAUAAACAAGUCAGCCUGGAGAUCAUGCCCAAUCUGCCUUUUAAGAUCAAGUCUUUCCGGAACCACUAUACCAUUGUCACAUCCGCUUUCCUGGACCGGGAGACCAUCUCGUCCUACAAUGUCACUGUCAAUGCUGUGGAUGGAGGCACCCCACCCUUGUCUUCUCAAAUGACGUUUAAAGUGGAUGUUGCAGAUGUGAAUGACAAUCCACCUCGUUUUGAGCAGACAUCAUAUACUGUUUAUAUUACAGAGAACAAUGCCCCCGGUGCACCUCUGUGUGUGGUCAAGGCCACAGACGCUGAUGCUGGAGAAAAUGCACGCAUCACCUAUACUGUCCUCAAUGACAACAACCAUGGUAUUCCUGUUGCCAGCUACGUCAGCAUUAAACCUGAUAAAGGUGAAGCCUAUGCCCUGCGAGCCUUCGACUUUGAGAAGCUGAGAGAGUUUCACUUUCAGGUUAAAGCCCAGGACAAUGGCGUGCCUCCCCUCAGCCGUGUGGCCACAGUGUAUGUUUACAUUAUGGAUCAGAAUGACCACAUGCCCAAGAUAGUCUACCCACCUGCCAACGGGAGCCGCACAACAGAGACGCUGAUGAAAAACGCUGAAGCAGGAGUGUUGGUUAGCAAGGUGACAGCAUGGGAUGGCGAUGCAGGGCAGAAUGCUUGGCUGCUCUACACCCUGGAGCAGAACAACAAAGACCUUGACCUAUUCAAGGUGCAUGAGUACACAGGGGAGAUCCGCACCACAAGGCGUGUCAUUGAGGACAACUCCACCUCCUUCAUUUUGACAGUUCUGGUGCAUGAUAACGGUUUGCCACCACUCUCCUCCACAGCCACCAUCCAUGUGCAUGUGAUGGAGCUGCCACCAAAGUUGGCCCCUGACCCCAAGCGCAUCAUCAGGCCCAACAGCCCCCUAAUGUUUUCCAACGUCACCCUCUACCUCAUCAUUGCCCUGAGUGCCACAACCUUUGUGUUCCUGGUCACCGUCUUUGUGCUGGCCAUUGUGCGUUGCCAUGCCUACUGCACCCAGCCUGGCUCCUGCUCCCCGUGUUGUGUGUCCAAGAAGAGUGUUCCAGAGGGGGGCCCCACAGCGGGUGGCGGUGGGGGUGCAGGAAGAGCUACAGGUGGAGGAGGAGGAGGUGGUGGUGGUGGUGGUGCAGGUGGAGGUGGAGGGCAGCCAAACAACAAUGUGGCCCUGCGCCGUGACCUCAAAGUGGAACCGCAUUAUAUUGAAGUGCGGGGAAAUGGGUCUUUGACCAAAACAUACUGUUACAAGACAUGCCUGACUGCAACGUCAGGAAGUGACACUUUUAUGUUCUACAACACGGGACGGCCACACAGUGGCACCUGGGGCUCGGGCUACGUCACCAGCCACAGCGGACAGAGCCAGUUAUUUGUACGGCGUCUCAGUAUGCCAGAUGCGACUGCCAUUCAGCCCAAAGUGCCGAGUGCAGACUGGAGAUAUUCAGCCUCGCUGAGAGCAGGAGGUGUGAUGCAGAGCUCAGUCCACAUGGAAGAGUCUUCAGUAAUGCAAGGAGCCCAAGGUGUCCUGGUUCAGAACUGGCCCACUGCAUCCAGCGCAGCUGAUGCUGAAGGGGGAGAGGUGUCCCCCCCAAUGGGUGCUGGCGUAGACAGCAACAGCUGGCACUUUCGCUAUGGACCCGGCGGCCCAGGUGCACCCCCACAACACCUGAAACCUGGUGAGGUUCCCCCAGAAGCCUUCAUCAUCCCUGGCUCCCCCGCCAUAAUAUCCAUCAGACAGAACCAGGGAGGAGAGGACGACAAGAGCGAUUUCAUUACCUUUGGAAAGAAAGAGGAGGCCAAGAAGAAAAAGAAGAAGAAGAAGGAGAAGAAAGACAAGAAGGAUAAGGGCAAGGAUGAUGGCGACGAGUAGAGAAGCAGAAAGAGAAAAUAGCAAAGAAAAAAAGGGCGUUGUUAAAACAGAGGUACCAACCAAAGUCCACUGGGCAAAAAGAAAAUGUGAAAACUAUUAUAGUUUUUCCAACUUCAUUUUAUUACCUAUUUUCACUAAUAAUAUUUCAAAGAACCUGGCCUUACCUAGAUUUAUUUUGCCUUCAGUCCCUUACUGAGGUAAAUUAUUGAUAUUGCCUUGAUAAACAAUAAAAUUAUUGAUUUUAUUCCACGCCCCUAUGUGCCUAUACACCCCAAGUCAACUCAUGUCAGUCAUCUUUUCCAAUAAGUAAGGACCACUUUUUGCCCUCGUCUUGAAUUUUUUGUCCAUAAACCCACUGGGCACGUUGGCACCUCUGUCUUACCCCCUCCCCAACUGAUGUGUAAACCAUUCUCUCUGAGAGAACACAAAUACUUUGUACAAGAACAACAAAAAGCUCUGUGCCAGCCAAGGAAAAGAAGAACAACGGAGACUGAGACAGAUGUGUACCAUCUGGAGCUGGACACACACUACUUGUAAAUAGCACAGGAGAGAGUCACUGAAACUAAGGCUUACAAGACACUGCUGCAGAUUCCUCUGGUAAUUACCAACAGUGUUUCCUGAGAUCUCAAUGAAACCACAUGCACACAUACGCAUGCUCACACAUUCAAACAUGCAAACACAAAUACACAUAUUUUCCAUGACAAAGUAGACAUGGAAAGCACUUGAGACUUAGAGAGAGCAAGAGAAAUUUUAAAAAACCGAGAGAAAAUCAACUGACAUGAAAGAAAUGUGCUUAAAACUAGACACUGCAAGCUUUUUGCCAUGCACAGCGGUGCGCAUGUCUACAUCAACUCUCUCAGGAUGGAAGUAGCAUCCUUUGCUAUCACUCUGUAUUUGCUCACUGCAUCUGAAGGACACAGAGAGCUUCAUCUCCAGCCAGAACCCCAACUGAGGAAUGCAGAGAGCACCAGAGAGAUGAAGAGAUGGGAGGAUACCUCACCAUCUCCUGAGAAUCACAGAGGGGAAAGUCCAGCUGAGCUGGCUUGUGACUCCGCUUUCAGUCAGUGGACUCUGAUGAAACCUUGCAGAAUAUGAGGAGAAUCUUGAGAUUUU